Molecule: messenger RNA, 488 nt
Organism: Manis pentadactyla (Chinese pangolin)
Lineage: Eukaryota; Metazoa; Chordata; Mammalia; Pholidota; Manidae
Product: small ubiquitin-related modifier 2-like
Biological process (GO): protein sumoylation
Cellular component (GO): nucleus
Molecular function (GO): ubiquitin-like protein ligase binding; protein tag activity
Source: RefSeq, a predicted model, not a curated record
AUGGCCAACGAAAAGGUCAAGGAAGCAGUCAAGACUGAGAACAAGGAUCAUAUUAAUGUGAAGGUGGAAGGUCAGGAUGGUUCUGUUAUGCAGUUUAAGAUUAAGAGUCAUACAGCACUUUGUAUACUAAUGAAAGCCUAUUGUAAAUGACAGGGUUUGUCAAUGAGGCAGAUCAGACUCCGAUUUGAUGGGCAGCCAAUCAAUGAAACAGAUACACCUGCACAGUUGGAAAUGGAGGAUGAAAAUACAAUUGAUGUGUUCCAGCCACAGACAGGAAGUGUCUACUAAAAAGGGAACCUGCUACUUUACUUCAGAACUCUGUUCCAACAGACCAAGAAGACAUUUGCUAUUAGAAAACUACAAUUUGGUUCCUCCACAUCCUGACUACUACAAUAUAGUUUUCUCUAUUCUUUAUUUUCCCCUUCCCCAUUCCUUUAUUGUACACAAAGUAACUGUGUAUGUGCACAAGCAUAUUGCAUUUUUUAAAA